This is a messenger RNA of Aplysia californica (California sea hare), 787 nucleotides long. Its product is annotated as hemagglutinin/amebocyte aggregation factor. The record is from RefSeq and is a predicted model, not a curated record. NCBI's taxonomy places the organism in Eukaryota, Metazoa, Mollusca, Gastropoda, Aplysiida, Aplysiidae. Bases 75 to 629 code for a protein of 184 amino acids. The transcript is spliced from 5 exons.
AUAAACUGUCUGCCACUCCCUUGUAUAGAAAGUCGCUUUUCCUUAUUUGAAAACUGCGACGGACAACAAAAGUUAUGAUGUUGAUCUUCCUGAUUCUCUCCGUCUUUGGGACGCACCAUCUUGCUUUGGCGGCCUAUGCCACAAGCUAUGAUCAGGCAUUUUCCUUCACCUGUGACGUUGGAAAAUAUCUUCAGACAAUCGAAAGCAUCCACUCCAACUACCAUGAGGACAGGGUUUUCAACUUUGGAUGCGAAAGUUUGAAAGACACGCAUGCCGAGGAGACAAUGAAGGACUGCGUAUGGGGACCCUAUGCCAACGACAUGGAUGGGAUCCUGGAGUUCCAAUGUCCCGGUGACAAAAUCAUCAGCGGCCUGUCCAGUUACCAUGACAACCACUAUGAAGACAGGCGAUACAAGUUUUAUUGCUGCAAUCCUGGAAAUCUCGUGCCCUACGACUGCAAAUUUACGUCUUUUAUCAACUCUUACGACAAUCUUCUGACGUACCGGGUCCCUGAUAGAUCCGUCAUCCGUGGUGUCAACAGUGUGCACGACAACAGCCAUGAAGACAGAAUUUUCAAGUUCGACAUUUGCAAGUUAGGAGCGCUGGCCGAUGAACCCACUGUUGGCUGAACACCCCGCCCAACACCACCACACCACCCCACGCUGCAGUUUUCUCUUCACUGGUCAAGAGAUCGCUGGAACAUAUAUUAUUAUUUUGUUCGAACACAUAAUAUUAGUCCCUGUGACAAAAUGUGAUCAAUAAAUUGAUGCAUGCGCUGUAAUCUUCC